GUUAUUAGAAAUCGGGUUGGCAUUUCUCCGAAUGUCCAAUUGCUAAUUGGUUUUAGGCUUUCGGCGGCGAUAGCACAUUUUGGGUAGAUCAGUCGGUGGGAUAUCUUGUUGGAGUGUGGAGAUGAUUUCGCUGAAGACGUUGGGCCUUGUGGCCUUGCUGCUUGGGGUGAGCUGGGCCUACCAGGUUAAACCCAAAAAUUAUCAUAAACUGGUGGAGCAGCAGAAGAUGUUCAAUGAACAAUUCGAGAAGGAGUUCCUAACUGAGCACAUGAAGUUCAUGGAAACUGGAGUGAAGUCAGAUCGUCUAGAGGAAAUGUUCGAACACCUUCGCCAGAAGCCAGAUAUGUUCCGGCAGGAGCUGGAUAACCAUCCACUCCCCUAUCAGACUACGGAAUGUACGGCUUGCCGUGCUCUGGUCACCACAUAUCUGACUUACCGUAGAAUCUUGAACUGGGAUCGUGACCGUAUUGCUGCCCAAGCUGCAUCCACGUGUGACACGUUGGGUAUUCUGCUUCCGGAGAACUGCGUCAAGAUCAUCGACAAGAACAUCGACAUUUUCCUCUACAUCAUUGACAACAAGCCAAGCUUGACGGCUCAGACCAUCUGUGGGGUCAUCUUUCAAUCGGGAGCCUGUGUCCUAGAGGAUCCAGAAUUCCUGAACUGGACCAUUGAAGUAUCUGCAGGUGGUACUCCCAUAACCUCGUCGAAAACGGGUUCAAAUCGCGGACCAAACGACUUCAAGAUCGUCCACUUGACGGAUCUGCACUACGACCCUCACUACCGCACCGGAUACAACGCAGUUUGUGGUGAACCGUGUUGUUGCCGUGAAGCCCAAGGUAUUCCGGAAAAUCCGGAAGAGGGAGCCGGAGAAUGGGGAGACUACCGAGAUUGCGACUCACCGUGGAAGGCCGUCGAAGAUGCCGUCCGUGAAGCGGGUCGUCGUCAUCCGGAUGCCGCGUACGUGUACCACACGGGCGAUAUCAUCGAUCACGGUGUAUGGGAGACAACCAUCUCCGGAAACGUCCAAUCUAUCACUCGUACAAACAAUUUGCUCAAAGAAGUUUUCGGAGCCACUCCGGUGUACAAUGUGCUGGGCAACCAUGAGAUCACUCCGACAAAUGUGUUUGCACCGAGCCACAUUGACCGACCUGACUUCUCGCCAAGCUGGGUCUACGAAUUGGUUGCCGAUCAAUGGUCAAACUGGCUACCAGCAGCUACAAAACAGACGAUUCUCCACGGCGGCUUCUACACCGCUCUGGUACGACCUGGGUUCCGCGUAAUCGGCCUCAACAACAACGAUGCCUACACCUUCAACUGGUGGAUCCUCUACGACCCAGCAUACCUGCGCGGUCAACUCCAAUGGCUUCACGAUACCCUCCUGGAAGCCGAAAGAGUCGGCGAGAAGGUCCACAUCUUGGCUCAUAUCCCCAUCGGUGCUGGAACCAGCUUCGUCACAUGGGCCCGACAGUACCGCCGCAUCCUGGACCGCUUCUGGAACACCGUCCAGGCACACUUCCACGGACACACCCACGCCGAUGAGUUCAACGUAUUCUACUCGGCAGCCAACUCGCAGCACGCCAUCAACGUGGCCUUCAACGGAGGCGGUACUGUGCCCUUCAGCAACUACAAUCCCAACUAUGUCGUUUACUAUGUAAACCCACAAACUUUCGAAGUCACUGAUUUCGAAUCGUACUACUUCAACUUGACCGAGGCCAACCUGCACCCCCAAAGGGACCCGCUCUGGACCCCGCUGUACUCCUUCUCGCAAGAUUUCACCAUCUCGAACGUAUCGCCGGCCUCGCUCGACACCCUGGUCCGUCGCUUCGGACAAACCCCGUCCGAGCUGCACCGGUACUGGACGUUGAAGGUGAAGCGCGGCGACCCGUUCCUGGAUGCGGGAUGCGAUGGCGAGUGCCUGCUGAACCACCUGUGCGAAAUCGUUACCAACGAAGCGAACGACGAUCGCAAAUGUAACGAACUGGUGUCCGCUUUCCGCCAGCUCGACGACGAUAAGUGGAACUGGAAAUAGAAAAUAAAACUGUUGGCAGAAGUGCAUUUUUAUUAA
Molecule: messenger RNA, 2065 nt
Organism: Aedes albopictus (Asian tiger mosquito)
Lineage: Eukaryota; Metazoa; Arthropoda; Insecta; Diptera; Culicidae
Product: sphingomyelin phosphodiesterase-like
Exons: 3
Coding region: 122-2029 (635 amino acids)
Biological process (GO): ceramide biosynthetic process; sphingomyelin catabolic process
Cellular component (GO): lysosome
Molecular function (GO): acid sphingomyelin phosphodiesterase activity
Source: RefSeq, a predicted model, not a curated record